AUGAGCCGAAACUUGGUUACCUUCGUAGUGGCUUUCACUGCAGGUGCUCUUGCAGUCGAAAAUGGCCUGGCUAGGACUCCCCAGAUGGGUUGGACUGUUUCCGACAGUCUGCACAAGGAAGGCUUGCUCUUCGGCAUGUAUUCAUCAGCAGGAGAGUACACCUGCGCAAGAUAUCCCGGAUCGCUUGACUUUGAGGAACAAGACGCCGAAAGCUUUGCAUCAUGGGGCGUGGACUACCUCAAGUAUGUAAGUCAACUUGAAGAUGUGAAUAGGAUAGCAACAGCUCACAUUGUUCGUGCAGNNUGGGGCGGUUCUAUCGCGAAUUCCUGGCGCGUGUCUGGCGACAUCUAUGACUCAUUCGCUCGCCCUGAUGAGCUUUGCGGAUGUGGUGCUUCCACAGAUCCUUACUGUAUUGCGCCAGGCACUCACUGUUCGGUACUCGCAAUCCUGAACAAAGUCGCACCAUACAUUGAUCGCGGUAUGCCCGGUGCUUGGAAUGACUUGGACAUGCUCGAGGUCGGGCUUGGUGGCAUGACAGAUGAGGAGGUUUGGCUUGCUCCACCUUUUGCUGCGAGUAAUUAUGCUGACACAUUGGACAGUNACAAAGCUCACUUUUCUAUGUGGGCUGCCUUGAGAUCGCCCAUGCUCCUCGGAAACGACCUCCGCGUCAUGUCACCAAAGACACUCUCCAUCAUCAACAACCCUGCCAUCAUAGCCAUCUCUCAAGACCCGCGUGGCCGUCCUGUCCAUCGAGUCUCUCGCAACACAACCGUCACAAAAGACCAAUUCGGGAUUGGCGAGACUCAUAUCUGGAGCGGACCCCUCGCCAAUGGCGACCAGGUUGUCAUCUUCCUCAAUGCCGCCAAGGAAGCUGUAGACAUGGAGGUCUCACUGGAAGAGAUCUUUGUGUCGGAAGGCGUUGGUGGCACAGCACCGCAAGUGGCUCAACAAUGGCACAUUCACGAUCUUUGGGCCAAUCGCAUGGACGAUGACGACGCUAAAGCCAUACUGGAUGUUUCGAGCGCANAAAGAGCGUGCCGCCAUCUUUGGGAAGCUGGAUUGGUACAACUCCACCGAGACACCUUACGCCAAGGGUCUGNNGAAGCCAAUGACGCUCGUCUAUUUGGUUCCAAAAUUGGCACUGUUUCUCCCCAUGGCAAGAUUGCUACGCAUGUAGGAAGACAUGCCGCAAAGGUCUUUCGUCUGAGAAGCUCGGCUGGAAAACAAGGACGAAGUUCGUUGCUGAAGCAGGAGUUGUAG
This is a messenger RNA of Aureobasidium vineae, 1260 nucleotides long. The record is from the annotation of a GenBank genome assembly. Lineage: Eukaryota; Fungi; Ascomycota; Dothideomycetes; Dothideales; Saccotheciaceae.